AAAGUACAAAAGUGGUGUGACGAGAACAGCGCACAUGACGCUGGAUUGUCUUACGAGGAUUUUCUUCAGUGGUAUCCUACGUGGAUGCUUGGAGAGCGGUCACCAGCCAUUCCUGACAUUUUCACAAAGUCAUAUUUUUCAUCACUGGCGAGCACCCGACGGUCUUUCACUUGCACUGAGAGACACUUCUUCGAAAGUCGUCAUGUUGCUACUAGCAGACAACCGCCCCAGAUCGCAACAAAUUAUCUCAGAGUUGCCGCGAGCAAGGACAGCAUGCCUUCUAGGCAGUAUAUCUGCCGUGGUGGUGUUUGCUUCCUUUCGGAUGACCUGGGCUCGUCUAACAGCUCUCUCGGUCGAUGGGUUGUGCUAUAUGUGGACAAAGCUGAACCACCAAACAGUUUGUAGAGCAUCGUGCUCCGCCUCGACAUCAAAUCGUAUUGACACUGUGGCGCGUGAACUGGUUCUCCCAAUGCAGGAUCGGCAACUGGAAGAAGAACGUGAACAGCUUGACAGAGUUUGAUUCACAAGCUGUUAUCAGUCAGUAUUAUCUAGUCAGUUCCACAGUGCGCUGAGAGAUGCAGGCGGCAUCUGCAAAUUCGAAGGUUUCUUCAUUGUAGUGGUGGGAUACCCAUAACCUGUCGGUCAUACAGGCAUGCUGUUAUGUUUACGUUGCCUUAAGAGAAGCAACAAUACGACAAGAACAUGGGCUGUUCUGAGGCCCUCAACCACAGGCGAGUCGCCGAUCAGAUAAUUUAUAGACCUGUAUAAUGUGAUGACAAAUCGUACUGUCAGACACUUGGCGGAUACCCGAUAUCUUGUGCAGCACGGAAUGUACGAGGUGGAUCACGGCUAUAUUGCUGGUGGGCCACACAGUUGACUUUACACGCCCCACUCCGCCGAAUGAUUUUAUCAACUUCCUCGGUCUGCUGGUGUUCAUCUGCACUCUUGUCUUUAAGUCAAAUUUUCUAGUAUGAACAGGACAUUGGUGAAUGCGCUACCCCUCAGAGAGUAAAACCUUAAUCGUCUUCGGAACGUAUUUUGUCCAUAGUCCUACGUUCCUGCGCAGCAACAGGAAUUAAGCGGCCGCACAGUUUACGGCAGCAUGAACGCCGAAGACCCCUAAAACAGUUAGUGGUGAGAUCAUCUGUGCAUUUACCAUAUACACCUUCUGCGCAGCUGCAGUGAAUCGGUCUCGGUCUCGCGGCAUGUCCACACAGCUAUCCCAGCCAGGCCUUGCCCUCCGACUGGCAUAACCUGCUUUGGCUGGAAAGCCACGACAGCACCGCCCGACACAGUCGUGCAUUUUCAACAGUUGAAGAGAGUUACGUAAGCAAAUUUUGACUUUGUUUCUGGAGUGAGCAACCAGUUCGAGGUGGCUGCCAUGUGUGGUACAACUGUCUGACUCUGCCCCAGAUACAGCUCAACAUUUAAUCCCUUCUCCAUGCAGCCCAGCAAUGUCGACUUUGAAGCACAACUCUUCUAAGACGAGCUCGACAAUUCCUUUGUCUGCUGUAGCCGGCAAGAGGAAUCGGGCCCAGAAAACUGAUGUUGUUAAGGCUGGUCGAAAGCAUGGGGAUGGUGACACUGACGCCGACCUCGCGCCGACAAUCGCGGAAGGCAUUAGUCAACAGAUCGUUGAAGAAAUGAUAGACACUGGUGCUGCACUACUGUAUCGGAGGCUAAUUGAUCGCAAGUGCUUUUCUUUUGCCGCGUACUUCACUUGGAAAGUGUUGUUGUCAAAUGUAAAAAUGUGCUGUAUAGAGUUCGAUCCAGGAGACAAGGAUCUUGAUGCUUCGUUGUGGACAUGCGGGGAAAUGCCAGAACCUUCCCCUCUCGACACCUGGGCACCAGGAAGCCUCGUUCUGAAAGCAGUACCGUCUUCGACGUUGCCGGUCCAGACUCCGAAAAGACGAGCAAAAACAGACCACAGAGCUGUUCAAAAAUGCGAUGCUUAUCAGACGCCAAGAAAGCAUCUGUCGCCUUAAGAGACACGAAAACAGGCUACUACGGCUUUAAGGAGAAGAUACACAGACAACAUUCUGUGCUAUCCAGUUUAUCUCAGUAGAAUUCAUAAAACGUCACAUGUGUGGAAACCAUCAAUCGGUUCUCUUACACGUUCAGUAUUAAGUUACCGCUCAAAAGGGAGUCAUAAAGAACCCAGCUUCAGACACUUACACAGCUUGUUUUCCCUGAUGAAAAGCGGUUUCAAGGAGACGCGAUUCCCUCUGAGAAUACAGUUUUCUGCUAGGUGUCAGCAGCCCGUGAACAAGAACCACCAGCAGCUCAUGGUUUUCGUUUUUUUUCAACUGACACACAUUGCAAAAAAACACUGACCAGAUGAAUGGUAUCACGGCAUGCGAAGGCGUUUUCGUGAGGACGCAGAUGGUUGGUAUGCUGUCAAGGGACAACGAAUUGCGAUUGCUUGUUGGGGAGAGGGAAACACCAGAUUUGGGCUUCCUUCACCGUUCGGAGAAGCGAUAUAUGCAGAACCUUGUUUUGAGUUCCAUCGUUGCAGCGUCGAUGAAUCGCUCAGCAACAGACUUACAAAGGAUCUUUCGUUUACGAUACUCGGGAAGAAUGAUCCCAAUAUAUACAUGGGCACGGCAAAAGGCGGUCUCCCAAGCACACACAAAUGCCUUCAGAGGUACACACAUUUUGCCAUGGCACUUAGUGUGGAUGGCGAAAAAUUGACACUGACUUAGUCUGCAUCCCAGUGAUCCUGUUUAACGCUGACGCCAAAUUGUACCCAACCAUCCGGUUUCUUAGGA
Toxoplasma gondii ME49 is the source of this 2768-nucleotide messenger RNA. RefSeq lists its product as hypothetical. Bases 1455 to 1985 code for a protein of 176 amino acids. The transcript has 2 exons. The record is from RefSeq and is a predicted model, not a curated record. Lineage: Eukaryota; Apicomplexa; Conoidasida; Eucoccidiorida; Sarcocystidae.